GAGGAGAGAGAGCAUCGUGGAUGCUUUUCACUCAUUUAACAACAGCAACAACAAAACUUGUUGAGUAAUAGUAAGCACUGGCCAGAUUUCCUCACCUGUAGGAGGGAGAUAAGACUUACCCGCGUCCCGGGGAUCUUGUGAGGACUGAAAUGACAUGAGUGUGCAGGGCACGUAGAGUUGCUCAAUGUACCUUACCCUCCACUUUUGAGAGCUGUAAGGAUGUCUGACAAGAACCAGAUAGCUGCCAGAACUUCCCUUAUUGAGCAACUAAUGUCUCAAAGGAAUUUUGAGGAUCUUGGCAACCACCUUACUGAACUAGAAAUGAUUUAUGUGACUAAGGAGCAUCUCCAGGAGACAGAUGUGGUCAGAGCUGUGUACAAUGUCCUCAAAAACUGCCCCUCAGUGGCUUUGAAAAAGAAAGCCAAGUGUUUGCUCUCAAAGUGGAAAGCUCUUUAUAAGGAUACUCACUUCAAACCAAGGGACAGCCCUAAGUUAUUGCCUAUGGGUGAUAAUAAAGAAAAAAAUUCAGGACUUUCUCAUGAUCCAAGUCAGGAUGAGAUAGUGAGCGUCUGCAGUUCUAAUUCUCUGCUAUCACCCCAAGAUGUUGCAAAACCCACCAAACUGAUUGUGCCCGAAAAUAGCACUAUUCAAGUGGAUCCUAAGGAAGAGCAUUUCAAGGGUGAUGACCCUAAAUCCACUGGCAAGAGAUCAAGUGAGUUGCUGGAUCCCACAAUGCCUGUGAGAACCAAAUGCACAGAGCUUCUUUACACAGCUUUAACUAGUUCUUCCACAGAUCAGCCAAAAGCCGAUUCAUGGCAAAACUUUGCAAGAGAAAUAGAAGAGCACGUUUUUACCCUUUAUUCAAAGAACAUCAAAAAAUAUAAAACAUGUAUCAGAAGCAAAGUUGCCAAUUUGAAGAACCCCAGAAAUUCUCACUUACGACAAAACUUGCUUUCUGGAACUAUGUCUCCAAGAGAAUUUGCCCAAAUGACCGUCAUGGAGAUGGCAAACAAGGAUCUGAAGCAGUUGAGAGCUUCCUACACAGAAUCUUGUAUCCAGGAACAUUACCUUCCCCAAGAGAUUGAUGGCACACAGACAAAUAAAAUAAAAUGCGGACGCUGUGACAAAUACAAUUGCAAAGUCACUGUAAUUGCCAGAGGAACACUUUUCCUUCCAAGCUGGGUGCGGAAUUCAAACCCAGAUGAACAAAUGAUGACCUAUGUGAUUUGUAAUGAGUGUGGGGAGCAGUGGUACCAUAACAAGUGGGUGUGCUUGUAAUUGUAAGUGUUCUCUUAACAGAUAACCUGAGUGAUACCUUUUGUUUCUACAGCUCUUUUGUGUUUGUUUUUAAAAUCUUAGACACACUAUUCUUAAAACAGUCCUAAGAAGAAGGAAAGAAAGUCAUUUGCUGAAGCUCAUGCCACCAUCACUAAAAGUUAUAGUUUGGGGAGAGAGCGGAUGACUAUUUGCAUUGUGCUUUGUGGCUGUUUAGCACCUUGCUAUGUGCAGAAUGUAGUUGACAGCAGCUCAGCCUAACCUAGGAGCCUGUUAGAAAUGCAGACUCGGUCCCCAUGCUUCUGAAUCUGCAUUUUGUUAGGAUCCCCAGGUGAUGCUCCGGGAUAAUUUGAGAAGCGCUGCUUCAGCAAUAGGCCUGUGGUUCUCAGCAGUGGCUGCAUAUUAGAGUCACUGGGGAGCUUUGAAACUCUACCGGUGCUGAGGGCCCACCCUAGAACAAUUCAGUCUGAACCUGCUAGGCCUCAACAUUUUUUUCUUUCUUUCUUUUCUUGGCAGCUGGCCAGUACCAGGAUCUGAACAUUUGACCUUGGUGUUACAACACCAUGCUCUAACCAACUGAGCUACCUGGCCAGUCCUCAACAUUUCUUUUUUCAUUCCUGAAGUUAUUUUAAGAUGCAGUCAGAGUUGAGAACUACUCAUAAAUAGACUGUCAUUUGAUCAUUUUUAUAGUUCUAAGAAAAGUGUUAUUCUGUGCACUUCACAGAUGAGGAAACUGGUCCACAGAGGUGCCUGACAUGCCCAAGCCCGACUCAAACUGAUCCCAGAUUUUCUUCCCCAAUUCACAGUCUGAGACUGGCUCAAUAUUGAGAAAUGUAUUCCUGGAGAUAAAGGACUAAAUUAAUAGUGUCUUUAGGCACUAAUGUAAGAUGACUAGAACUUCAUUAUUUUCUCCUCCUUUUUCUCACCUUACAGAUCUCCCUUAAACCAUGAAAGUUACCCUAUAACUCAUCCCACAGUUAAAAUUUUGUUUACA
Messenger RNA from Galeopterus variegatus (Sunda flying lemur), 2269 nucleotides. It is a transcript of the gene TCEANC, whose product is annotated as transcription elongation factor A (SII) N-terminal and central domain containing. The transcript has 3 exons. Gene Ontology annotation, cellular component: nucleus. Bases 220 to 1278 code for a protein of 352 amino acids. The record is from RefSeq and is a predicted model, not a curated record. Lineage: Eukaryota; Metazoa; Chordata; Mammalia; Dermoptera; Cynocephalidae. Gene Ontology annotation, biological process: DNA-templated transcription.